AUGGCUAGUGAAAUUCCUCUGGUGGAACCAAUCCACUUCAUACUUACUCAAAGCUUUCAUCAUCAAAAAUUUAUGAUGCCAUGUAAGUUUGUGAAGAAAUAUGGAAAAAGUUUACCGAAAGAUAUUUAUCUAAACACUCCAAAUGGUGAAAAAUGGAAAAUAUAUUUGGUAAAAAGUGAUGGCAAAAUAUGGUUUGGAAGUGGUUGGAAAGAAUUUGCAAAGUUCCAUUCGCUAUCUUAUUACCAUCUUCUAGUUUUCAGAUAUGAAAGCACUUCGAGUUUUGAGGUACAAAUCUUUGAUAAGACUGCUUCUGAGAUAAACUACCCUCUUAAAAGAGUUGAAGCUGAAGAGGUUUCUAAUAGUAAAGAAGAUUGUAGAGAAAAUCAAAAGAGAAAAGCUUUCUCCUCCUUUGAAUAUGGAAGCAGCAGCAGUUGUGUUAAAGUCGGGAAAUCGCAAAAUCAUAUUGACAAAAAACGUAAAGGAAAACCGGUAACUAUUGCUGAGAAAAAUACAACUCUUGAAAGAGCCAAAGAGGUCAAAACAAGUAAUCCAUACUUUGUUCUUGUCAUGGGUGCAUCAUACGUUGAGCAUCAUUUUCUUUUGACUAUACCAUGUGAUUUUGGUAAGAGACACUUUGAUUUGGAUAAGAAGAAAGGAGAUAUUCAUUUUCAGGUGUUGGAUCAUGGAAUAGUUUGGCAUGCAAAGUACACAAUUAGGAUGAGCACUACAGGACUAAAAUUUGAACUCUCAAGGAAAUGGAGGGAAUUUGUAAAAGAUAAUAACUUGAAAGUUGGUGAUGUUUGCAACUUUGAGCUCAUUCAUCAAACUAAUAUGACUUUUAAAGUUCACAUCUUUAGAGCAACAGAUGAAGUCAGCACUAAUUGUUCAACUUCUCAAAGUAGGUUUAAUUAUUAA
Vicia villosa (hairy vetch) is the source of this 915-nucleotide messenger RNA. Its product is annotated as B3 domain-containing protein At1g49475-like. The record is from RefSeq and is a predicted model, not a curated record. Bases 1 to 915 code for a protein of 304 amino acids. NCBI's taxonomy places the organism in Eukaryota, Viridiplantae, Streptophyta, Magnoliopsida, Fabales, Fabaceae. Gene Ontology annotation, molecular function: DNA binding. The transcript has 4 exons.